UGUAUGUUGGAGAGGGCAGCCAGUGUACGAGUAUGUGUGUGUGUGCGUGAAUGUGUGUGUAUGAGGGGCAGAAAGAAAGAGAGAGAGAAGAGGGAGAGGAACAUGGAUACGAGAUCGGGCGUGAGUUUUAGACUAGUCCAGGUCCUGCACUGAAGUCCCUGCUCCGGAUCAAGCAUUGAACCGGGAUUAUUAUGCCCAGCGCCACCGUGUCCGUGCGAAGUUUAUCCGAAGUAGAGAAAUACCUCGGCAGCCGGAUGGACCAGAGUACUGAGGGGAGUUUUCUGAGCCCCCCUGGGUCCAUGCGUCGAGGUUCUUCAGAGAACAAUCUGGAACUGGACCUGUGCGAUGGAGGUCCUAAGCCUACUCCGGGGUGUGAGGUCCAGCGGAGUCGGUCUUGCAUGGACAACCUCCAGCAGAAGAUCCUUAAAGUCACAGAGCAGCUGAAGAUCGAGCAGACGGCGAAGGAGGAGAACGUGGCUGAGUAUCUGAAGCUGGUGAACAGUGCGGACAAGCUGCAGGUGGGUCGUAUCAAGCAGGUGUUUGAGAAGAAGAACCAGAAGUCGGCUCAGAACAUCGCCCAGAUGCAGAAGAAACUGGAGCAGUAUCAUAAAAAGAUGAAGGACAGUGAGGUCCACCAUAGCCCUUCACAUCAUACGUCCACCGUCAAACACAGCACCAUCCCCAGGGAGUCCACCAGAGAGCUGCUGAAGGACAUGACAGGCUCAGGCAGACACCCGACCAUGGACAAGAUCAAAACCAUCGGACCAGGAGUUUCCCUCUCUCCUCCUUUCUUCUUCAGCAAACCCAGAGAGUUCGCCAACAUCAUCAGGAACAAGUUCGGCAGUGCAGAUAACAUCGCCCACCUCAAGACCAGCCUAGACUCCGCCGCACAGCUGCCCACAGACGGUGCAGGAAAAGGGCUGAGCAGCAGCACCUCCAUGGUGGGUAAGCCCAAGUACCCAAGCGAUGACGAGUGCUCCUCGGGGAGUGCAUCCAUUUCAGCGGACAGUAACGGAAACCCAGCAGGGCAGGUGCCGGGUACAGGCCAGGGCCAGCAGCAGGCUGGGGGGGACACCCAGAGCAGACUGGCCCUGAACCUGGAGGAGGUGAAGGAGAUCAAAGAGGCCCAGAACCAACUGGAGGAAGACAUGGAGGAGCUUAAGACUCAAUUCAAGAGAGAGUUUGGAAUUGUGAGCCAAGCACUGCAGGAGGAGAGAUACAGGUUUGAACGUUUGGAGGACCAAUUGAAUGACUUGACAGAGCUUCACCAACAUGAGAUGACCAAUCUGAAGCAGGAACUGGCCAGCAUCGAGGAGAGGGUGACAUAUCAGGCUCACGAGAGGGCGCGGGACAUACAGGAGGCUCUGGAGUCGUGCCAGACACGAGUGUCCAAGCUGGAGCUCCAGCAGCAGCAGCAGCAGACGGUGCAGCUCGAGAGCCGUGACGCCCGCGUCCUGCUGGGGAAGAGCAUCAACAUCAUGCUGGCCAUCAUCACCGUCAUCUUGGUGUGCGUCUCCACUGCUGCCAAGUUUGCCGCUCCGCUGAUGAAGAGCCGGCACCAUGUGGUCGCCACCAUCCUGGGAGUUUGUUUUUUGACCAUAUUCUGGAAGAACUGGGACCGUUUACAGUAUGCCUUAGAUCGCCUGCUGGUGCCUGAUUGAUCGUGAACAGUGCAUGUGUAAAACAACAUGGCCGAAACAUGGGCGCUGUAAGGUGUCAGGAAAGGACUGUCUGAGAGGAUUGGUUGUACAAUCGUCAUAAGACACGAUCGCCAUGCAUUUACAGAGGUCGUUGUUUUUUAAAGUCAGACUGAAAUUACUUUUGGUGAUUUUUCUCUUGUCUAGAACUUGAAUGUGAGUUGCUAAAAAUUUUCAUUAACCUUUAAAAUAAUAUUUAUAUAACAGUUAAUGUUCUUAGGCCCCUGUUCAUUACUAUGAAAUCAUCUCAAAAAGUAAAUUUAAGAGAAGUUAAAUUAAAAAAAAAUUGCCUUAUCACUACAAUGCAGCGAAAAAGAACUCAAUACAUGAGAAUUUGGUAAAUUAAUAUUCAGUAUGUUCUCAUGCAGGGUCAACUUGACUUGAUUAUUUCUCAAAUGUUUGCAUGUGAAUGCACACACAAACAAAACCUCAUGCAUGGUGUCUCAUAGCUUUGACACGCUGAAGCUCUAAAGGUGUUGUUCAGUGGAUUUUGUUACCUUUGCACAAAACAGGCGAACUGUUUCCUUUUGUUUGUAGCCUUUGUGCUAAACGAAGCCAACUAGCUUCUGGUUCAGCUUUGUAUGAAGCAUAUGCACACAAAAGUGGUAUCAAUCUUCUUUUCUAACACUGAGAAAAACACAUUAACACAAUCCACUAAAUGUUGAACUAUUCCUUUAAUGUCCAGACUGCAGCACAGAGGCAGGCGACAUCCUGCGUUUUUAAUGUUUAUCCUCUCUCUCUUCUUUAAUGCCUUGUCAUUCCCUGUGGUCAGUCAUCUCUGUACGUUUCUCUGUUUACUGUUCCUUUAAGUUUUAAGUGCAAUAUCUUUGAUUUGUGAGAGCACUGUUUUUAAAAUGUUUUGUUUCGGAGAGAGCCUUUGACGUCAAUGUUUUACAGCAGCAUGGUGCUGGUGCUGGGGGCGCAGGAGGGGGUGGGGGGUGGGUGAGGAUGUGUCAGUACUGUUUGGCCUGAGAGAUCCAUAACCACUGAAGCCACUGCUUGGCUCUGAUAAGACCAGCUGUCUCCUCUCUCAAGGGCCAAAAUUCAUUCCCACUGCAUUAGCUUGCAGUUAGCGUGCUAAUAUCCACACUCACACACACAGACACACACACAGACACACACACACACACACGUUCUCCAGAGUGGAUGUCUGCACGCACACACCCAGAACAACACAACAGCAGAGUCUCUUUUUAUGUCUUAUGUCAUUUUUUUUUUUUUACUAAUAAUGUGAUUGAGAAGUGAUGGAUCAUACUGUGAUACAAGGCCUUUAACCAAGGAAAAAUGCAAUUUCCUUUCCUGAAAGGAGCAACAAACAGCCUUCAGUGCUCUGAUGAUGAAAGAGGAGCACAACACAGGCUCGGCGUGAUGAACUACGAGCCUUUUUUUUGGACUGACUAAUGUAUUUCUUGUUUUUUGUCUUAUGAACAUUGCCUUUCUGGCUCUCAUGUGAAGCUACAGCCCACUUUUUAAUGUUUGUCUGCCAUAAAACCAUGUAUGUUGUCUCUCUUUUGUCCUACUGACUGUAUUAUGAUAUUCUGUUCCUGUUUUGACUUACUGGAGGAACCUGCAGAACUACAGAUCAGGUUUACAUUCUCUUUCUUUCUCUGGUGCACUAUGUGAUCAAUCAGUUGUAAAUUCAUGCAUUACGUGCCUUUGUCUGACAGUUUCUGUUAAAUUAAACACGUCUUUUUAAUCAA
Messenger RNA from Notolabrus celidotus (New Zealand spotty), 3397 nucleotides. RefSeq names its product transmembrane and coiled-coil domain protein 3-like. NCBI's taxonomy places the organism in Eukaryota, Metazoa, Chordata, Actinopteri, Labriformes, Labridae. The record is from RefSeq and is a predicted model, not a curated record. The transcript has 4 exons. The coding region runs from base 192 to 1661 and encodes 489 amino acids. Gene Ontology annotation, cellular component: endomembrane system.